CGCUCCGACGGUUGUCACGUCUGCGCAGUCGGAGGUUUUCAUUAGCCUUCUGCGGGAUUUGGAUCAAACAUGGACACAUCCAGCGAGUCGGAUUCUUACGACAGGAUGCGGGGGCGCAGGCCCCGGGGGCGGGAGACUUCCCGCAGACCUGGCCGGGACAGAGGCGGUGGGGGCUGCAGAGACGAUGACCGAGCUGCGGACAUAUCCGACAAAAUCAGCACUCUGGCAAACACCUUACAGGACACCAGCAGGAACUUGUCCAAGGUGGACAGAAUGCUGGGUCAGUACCGAGAGCAUGCAGAUGAUCAGGCUGAAGCCAUGGCAGUGCUCCGGGGGAACUUAGAGGAGUCAAUCAGUCAGCUGCAGACCCAGAGGCUGAGCAGAACCAAUGGGCUUCACAGUGUCUCUGCUUCUACCUUACACACCAGUGACCUGGAACCCUCAGGAUCAGAGGGCCAGCGCUUCUAUCCUACGUCUCCACUCAGGGAUUACCCAGGCUCUCCGAGGAGGAGGAGAAGGUCUCAGUCUGCCAAUGUUCACUUCAAGGAUCGCAGUGGGACAGGAGAGGAUAUUCACACACUGCACCAAACCCUGCGGGAUCUGCGCUGUGACCAGCAGAGGCUCUCAGAUGACCUGGAUAGAGAAAUCCUCAGGAGAAACCGGUUAGAUAUUGACACCAGGCGGGCAAUGGAGAGCCUCACAGAGAACAUGACGGCUUCCCAGAGACAGGACUCAGUGUCGUCUCGUGUGGAGAGGCGUCUGCAGGAGCUGCAGCGAGAAGGAAGGCCGGAGCAGCGGGCGGCCGUGGCUGACGAGCUGCAGGAGAAUUUAGAGAGGCGCCAAGUUCAUCCUCAGGAGAGAGAAGACGCCAUGACAGUCAGACUACGUCGAGCAGAGAUGGACAAAUCCAAGGCAGAGCAGGAGCUCGAAAAGGCCAGGAGGUUACUGGAACAGUCCGAGGACAGCAGGGAGUCCCUCGUUCAACAGGUGGAAGGCAUGCGCAGUGAGCUGCUGAGGACGAGGAGCGAGAGGACGGUGCUUCAGAGGGCACAGAUGGAGACUUCCCAGCUCAGCGCUCAGCUGCAUGGCAGCCACACCGAGAGAGAGGGUGGACGAGCUCGACGGCAAAGUUUAGAACUGGAAGCAGAAGUGGCUGAGCUGCGGUCCCAGUUGUCCAGGUCCUCGGUCCUUGAGGUUGAAGAACUGAAAAGGGCCCUUGAGCGCAAGGAGAACGAGCGGCUCCAGCUGAGCUUACAGCUGAAGGAGCUGACGUCAGACAUGGCUGGACGAGAGCAGCAGCAGCUGCGAAUGCUGGAGCAGCUGGGAGAGUUACAGAGUCGAGGGCAGGCAGACAGGAGGGAGAUGGAGGCGUUACUCCAGGAGAGCACGAGGAGCAAAAAAGAGCUGAAGAGCAGGGCCCAAGAAGCUGUGAACCAGUGGAGGGCAAAGUGCAUGAGACUGCAGAAGGAGCUGGAGGAGGCGAGGGGCCAGACUGAGCUUCACAACGACAAGGCCAGCACUGUAGCCCGGGAGAAGGAGAGCUUACAGGCCCAGCUGAAGGCGCUGAGCCAGCAGACUGAGGCGGCCCACAGGGAGCUCACCGAAAUCCUAGGUCGUUUGGCCCAGCACAAAGAAGAACUCCACCGCAAGGACGUGGAGUUGCUGGAGGCUCAGCAGCAUCAGUUGUCACUGCAGCAGGAAGUACGAGAGGUGAGGGAGGCCUCGGCCACCCUGGAGCAGGAGACUCAGCGUCAAGCUGCUAUCCAAGCAAGGCUGAGAGAAGAGAACCAGAUGUUAAAAGACCAAGUCAAUGCUCAGGUUCUUCGCUGCCAUAGGGACCAGGACACACAGGCUGAGCUCCAGGCCACCCUUAAGCAGAUGACGGCAGCACACGCUCAGCAAUCCCAGCGACUGGCUGAAGAGGAGAUCACCAGGAAGGAGCUGCAGAAGGGCACCUCAGAGCUUAGAGCCAAGCUGACUGUGCUGCAGGAAGAACGAUCUGCUCUGAGCCAGCAGCUGAGGCUUGAGAGAGAGGUGCACCAGAAGGAACUAGGAAACAUGAAGGCCACCAAUGAGGACAGUCGGAUGAAGAAGGAUAGUGAAGUGCAAGAUAUGCUCAAAGUGUGCCGUCAGGAGCGAGAAGAAAUGAAGGCACAACUGCUUAAAAUUAAGGCCGAUGCAGCGUCGGACAAGGAGCUGUGUGCGGCGCUGCACGUCAAGUUGGACAAGAUGAAGAAUGAGUGCGAUAAGCUGGCAGCACAGCUGUGCACCAAAGAAGAGGCCCAUUCACUUCUGCACAGAAAAUACCAGCAACUUAAACAGGAACUGGAAGAUAAAACCAGGUCAAGUGAACUGAGACGAGCAUCUGAGUCUGAAAUUGUGAGACUUGACCAGAAGGUGCUGCAGCUGGAAGCAGAGCAAGAAACCAUCCUUUCGUCUUUGGGCAAAGAACUGGACUCGGCCUGUCGUAGCCUGGCUAGGAACGGAGAAGACAAGCUACAGGCGAUCUCCCAGAGACCUGGAUUAGUGAAAGAUCCACACCGCUGGCUUGCUGAGACAAAGACCAAGCUGCGCUGGCUCUGUGAGGAGGUGCGGGAGCGUGACACGAAGGAGCAGCGCCUGAGGAGGCAGCACCAGCAGACCAGGGAUCAGCUGAAGGCUCUGAGACGGAGUCGAGACUCUGAACAGGCGGCUCUCCUGCAGCGUCUGGACCAACAGGAGAACCUGCUGCACUCCCUGAGCACUGAGAAGAAAGAGCUGCUGGAAAGGAGUCGCAGGAAGGAGGAGGAAAUGAGAAGCCUUCAGGAUUGUGUGUUGGAUCUGGAGAUGAACACAAGAGCAGCUCUGGAUCAUUUGGAGUCAAUUCCAGAGAAAAACUAUCUGUUGGAGGACUUUAGAGAUUUGGAGGAAUCUCAGCAGCAGAAGGAGAUUGUCGAGCAGCGCUACAUUAAAUACAAAGAGAUCGUCCGGGACCUGCAGCACCAGCUGGAUGAGUCCAAACAUAGAAUCCAAGAGUACAGAGAUGAGAAGCUGGAUGCCACCUCCAGGAGCUUAAGACUGGCUGCUUUCUCUGCCUCCAUCAAAGGCUCCACCUCUUUCUUCAGCAGUACGAUGAGGUCUGACCCAAUAUCUUCUUCUAAGCACCUGACCAGUUCAGACCUGGAUGACUCCAAAUACAGCACGACCUGA
Nematolebias whitei (Rio pearlfish) is the source of this 3189-nucleotide messenger RNA. It is a transcript of the gene cep128, whose product is annotated as centrosomal protein of 128 kDa. NCBI's taxonomy places the organism in Eukaryota, Metazoa, Chordata, Actinopteri, Cyprinodontiformes, Rivulidae. The coding region runs from base 70 to 3189 and encodes 1039 amino acids. The record is from RefSeq and is a predicted model, not a curated record. The transcript is spliced from 26 exons.